Molecule: messenger RNA, 704 nt
Organism: Xiphophorus couchianus (Monterrey platyfish)
Lineage: Eukaryota; Metazoa; Chordata; Actinopteri; Cyprinodontiformes; Poeciliidae
Gene: ndufb8
Product: NADH:ubiquinone oxidoreductase subunit B8
Exons: 5
Coding region: 28-636 (202 amino acids)
Biological process (GO): mitochondrial electron transport, NADH to ubiquinone
Cellular component (GO): respiratory chain complex I; mitochondrion
Source: RefSeq, a predicted model, not a curated record
GCGGAAGCUCUAGUUCUAUUUUCGCGCAUGCGUACUUCUCAUUCUGUCAGACAACAGCAGCCAGUAAACAUGGCUGGUGUUGGUUUCCAACGUUUGGUCAAGGCUCUCGCUAAGAGUAAAGGUUCUGGCCUCUCAGUCCUUGUAUCGGGAUGUAGAGCAGCGUCUGGUGCGACAAAGGGCAGUCUGCCUGGUCCAUUCCCAAAGACCCCAGAGGAGAGAGCUGCUGCUGCAAAGAAAUACAAUCUAAGGGUUGAGGACUAUGAGCCGUAUCCGGAUAACGGAGAGGGCUACGGUGAUUACCCAAAACUACCAGACAGGUCCCAACACGAGAGAGACCCCUGGUACCAAUGGGACCACCCUGACUUGAGGAGGAACUGGGGAGAGCCGAUGCACUGGAAUUUUGACAUGUACAUCAGAAACCGAGUGGACACAUCUCCAAGCCCUGUGCCGUGGUCAUCGAUGUGGAAACAACUGUUUGGUUUCAUCGGGUUCAUGUUGUUCAUGUUCUACAUGGGGGAAAAAUUACCAUCCUAUCAACCUAUUGCCCCAAAGCAAUAUCCCUACAACAACCUGUACUUGGAGAAAGGAGGAGAUCCUGCAAAGGCACCAAAAGAAGUUAAAAAUUAUGAAAUCUAAACCUAAAAUACAAUUUUGCUCUUGUAUAUAUCUCUGGCAAAAAUAAAGACUUAUGUUAAUGUCUAAAA